CAGCUCGGCCCGCGGCGGUGGCGGCGGCGGUGGCGGUGAGAGCAGGCUCAGGAUCUCCUGUGGCCUUUGUAGCCUCCCACCCGCUUCCAUAAGGCCUUGACUUUCCAACUUCAGCUACAGUGUUAGCUAAGUUUGGAAAGAAGACAAAAAGAAGACCCCGGUGGCAGCUUUGCUUUUGAUCUUUGCCCUAGUUGUCCUUUGGGGUCUUUUUGCACUAGGCUCUUGUGCUUUUAGCGUUGCGAUCUCCAGUUCCUCGCACUCAGGUGAAGAAGCCCCCCGCGCCCCCGCAAGAGCAGCGGCAGCAGCCGGCAGCAGAACAAGCAGGGGGACAGCGCCCGGUGUCAUGCCCAAGGCAAGAGAGCAGAGCCGCCAGGAAGGAUGCUGUGGAUCCUUAGUGAACUACCUGACCUCUGCAAAAUUCCUUCUUUACCUUGGCCACUCUCUCUCCACAUGGGGAGAUCGAAUGUGGCAUUUUGCAGUGUCUGUGUUUCUGGUGGAACUCUAUGGAAAUAGCCUCCUCUUGACUGCAGUCUACGGGCUGGUGGUGGCUGGCUCUGUCUUGGUCCUGGGAGCCAUCAUUGGUGAUUGGGUGGACAAGAAUGCCAGACUUAAAGUGGCCCAGGCUUCACUGGUGGUGCAGAAUGUCUCAGUCAUCCUCUGUGGAAUCAUCCUGAUGAUGGUUUUCUUACACAAAAACGAGCUUCUGACCAUGUACCAUGGAUGGGUCCUUACUGCCUGCUAUAUCUUGAUCAUCACUAUUGCAAACAUUGCAAAUUUGGCCAGUACUGCUACUGCAAUCACAAUCCAAAGGGACUGGAUUGUUGUUGUGGCAGGAGAAGACAGAAGCAGAUUAGCAGACAUGAAUGCUACUAUUCGAAGGAUUGACCAGUUAACCAACAUCUUGGCUCCCAUGGCUGUUGGCCAGAUUAUGACAUUUGGCUCCCCAGUCAUUGGCUGUGGGUUCAUUUCGGGAUGGAAUUUGGUGUCCAUGUGUGUGGAGUACUUCUUGCUCUGGAAAGUUUACCAGAAAACUCCUGCAUUGGCUGUGAAAGCUGCUCUUAAAGUAGAGGAAGCAGAACUUAAGCAGCUGAAUUUACCUAAAGAUACUGAGCCAAAACCACUAGAGGGAACUCAUCUAAUGGGUGAGAAAGACUCCAACAUCCAUGAGCUUGAACGUGAGCAAGAGCCCACAUGUGCCUCCCAGAUAGCUGAGCCCUUCCGCACCUUCCGAGAUGGAUGGGUCUCCUACUACAACCAGCCUGUGUUUCUAGCUGGGAUGGGCCUUGCUUUCCUCUAUAUGACUGUGCUAGGCUUUGACUGCAUCACCACAGGGUACGCCUACACUCAGGGGCUGAGUGGUUCCAUCCUCAGUAUUUUGAUGGGAGCCUCAGCUAUAACUGGAAUAAUGGGAACCGUGGCUUUUACUUGGCUACGUCGAAAGUGCGGCCUUGUACGGACUGGCCUGUUCUCAGGACUGGCACAGCUUUCCUGUUUGAUCUUGUGUGUGAUCUCUGUGUUCAUGCCUGGAAGCCCUUUGGACCUGUCCGUUUCUCCAUUUGAAGAUACACGUUCUAGGUUUAUGCAGGGAGAGCCAGUGUCCCCAACUACCAAAAUACCUGAAACCAUCUUUACAACCGAGAUGCAUAUGUCAAACGGGUCCAAUACAGUAAAUACUGUUGAAGAAAUGAGCACCAAAUCUGUGCCCAUAAUCUCAGUCAGCCUGCUGUUUGCAGGCGUCAUUGCUGCUAGAAUCGGUCUUUGGUCCUUUGAUUUAACUGUGACACAAUUGCUGCAAGAAAAUGUAAUUGAAUCUGAAAGAGGCAUUAUCAACGGUGUACAGAACUCCAUGAACUAUCUUCUUGAUCUUCUCCACUUCAUCAUGGUUAUCCUGGCCCCGAAUCCUGAAGCUUUUGGUUUGCUUGUAUUGAUUUCAGUCUCCUUUGUGGCAAUGGGCCAUCUUAUGUAUUUCCGAUUUGCCCAGAAAACUCUGGGCAACCAACUCUUUGUUUGUGGUUCUGAUGAAAAAGAAGUUGCAGAUGAAAAUCAGCCAAACACAUCUGUUGUGUAAAAUAGUAUAGCUGCUGCUGCCCUGUUACUAGGUUGUGGAGAGCACGCAUGCUUGUUCUGUACUUAACAAUUCCAGUAGUUGCCUGGGUAUUUCUCUGCUUUUACCACAGCUGUGCCUUGAGGGCUAAGAGCACUAAGUGAACCUAAGUCAGCAAGAAUGGACUGGUUAUUUCCCCUUACUUUUAGACAUGGAAAAAAGAAAAAGGGAAAGAAAAAGUUGUUUUAAGCAUGGAGAGACUAUAAUGGUAAAAUGAAGUUCCCUUAUUCUGAUGAGUAGAUAAAAUUUUACAGAAAAGAGUGGUUAAUCGUGUGAGUUAAGUUAUUCUUUGGCAGAUAUUUAUUAUUUCUUCUACAAUUCAGAUAAAUCAUUUUGCCCUAAAACUGGCCAAUUUCCUUUUUUUUGUAUCAGUGACUUUUUUCUCAGUUACAUUAUAAAAACAAAUAAUUUUUCUCCAUGUAGAAGAUUAUAGUUUGAUAACCAGUAUUAUCCUUAUUGAUCCUAUUGAUCUUAAGGAAUUUGAAGAAGAUGGAGAAUGAAAUAUGUAUGUCUAAUUCUCCAAUAAGGUUCAUGGUUUGACCUUAGGGAGUACUUUUGCAUUUUUGUUAUCAGGGCAAAAUACUAUAUGAAGCAUAUGUAGCUCUUCAUAAAAUGACCAUCAUCAGUAGAAGCAAAGCUGUAGAUUUAUAGUGCAGUGAAUGUCUAAGGACGUUAUAUCAUUAGUUUGAAGCUAAGAGCUACACACAAGGGGGAGGUCCUCAUCUAACUGAAGUUGCUAACACCAUUGAUAGCUACCCUAGUGGAUGGGAGAGAGAUGCCCCUCAGCCUGGCAAGUUACAUGUAGAAAGGAAGCCCACACUUGGAAAGUAUUGGAAAGGUUUUGUAUUGGAAAGGUUUUGUUUUAGAAAUCAUUUGAUUUGCUCAGAUAGAACAUUUGUAUUUUCACUGACUUAGGCCUAGAUGUUAGUUAUCUCUACAUUAUUCUGGAGCAAGAAUAUUCAUAAAAGUUUCCCUUUCAAAUAUCUCAGAAAAGAAUAAAAGAGAAAACAUUUGUAUAUAUUUUUAAAAAAACUGUUUCACAAGUUAUUUUGUAACAUGCCAGUACCAACAUGGUACAUUGCCUUAACUUUUUAUGCACUUUUAUGGAGACUGCAAUACGUUGCUAUGAGCACUUUCUUUAUUCUUGAGUUUUAAUCUUUUUUCUUCAUCUUUCUACAGUAUGACAUGAUUUGCUAUGUUGUAAAAUCUUUGUAAAAUAUUUCUAUAUAAAAUGUUUUAAAAAUCUUAA
Nannospalax galili (Upper Galilee mountains blind mole rat) is the source of this 3353-nucleotide messenger RNA. It is a transcript of the gene Slc40a1, whose product is annotated as solute carrier family 40 member 1. The transcript has 8 exons. Lineage: Eukaryota; Metazoa; Chordata; Mammalia; Rodentia; Spalacidae. The coding region runs from base 344 to 2068 and encodes 574 amino acids. Gene Ontology annotation, molecular function: peptide hormone binding; iron ion transmembrane transporter activity. The record is from RefSeq and is a predicted model, not a curated record. Gene Ontology annotation, cellular component: basolateral plasma membrane. Gene Ontology annotation, biological process: iron ion transmembrane transport.